UCAUGGGAGAGUUAUCGACAGGAAAUCGGUACUGGUGACUGAUCACGCGUGAAUUUUUUUCCGAUACACAUGUUGUGACUAGUCGGUCGUUAUGGAUACGUUUUCUACAGACUAUCGUAUGGUUUAUGGAAUCCCUUGUCACUCGCCUUCCGGUUCUCCUCAAAGGAGCUACGAAUUCUUUUCACUCUUUUUAUCAUCACCAGUGGAUUAGAAUUACUCUAAAAAAACAGUACAUGCAGCUCCAAGAUACCAAAAGAUGUUCUUGAACAGACCACAGAGCGCAACAACCAGGCAAGAAACUGAGAUGAUCAAUAAGGCCCAACGGGCCCUGUAUAACACCACGGACUCCAUAGAGAAACUUCGUUUGCUCUGUCUGGCCAGAGGUGCCAAUGGCAUCCUAGGGUUGGGCAGAGCUUUUCGUCGUAUGGACGAUGACGGAAACAAGAAGUUGAACCUAGAUGAAUUCACCAGAGGCCUUCAAGAAAGUGGUCUGGAACUUCCAGAAGAGGAUAUCCAAAAUAUGUUCACGAAAUUCGACACAGACAACGAUGGGAACAUCAGCGUCGACGAAUUCAUCGCUGGCAUAAGACCGCCGAUGUCUCAAAAUCGCAGGAAUGUGGUGGAUCAAGCCUUUAAAAAACUGGAUAAAACCGGCGAUGGAGUGAUCACGAUCGAAGAUUUGAAAGGAGUUUACAAUGUCAAGUGCCAUCCCCGUUAUAUCAGCGGUGAAGAAAGCGAGGACAGUAUUCUGAAUAAGUUUCUGGCGAACUUUGAGCAAAAUAACACCAGAGAUGGCACUGUCACUGAAGAAGAAUUUAUGAACUAUUACAGCGCCAUCAGUGCAAGCAUCGAUCAUGACGCCUAUUUCGAUUUAAUGAUGCGAAAUGCAUAUAAACUCUGAAUCUUUACACAGUCCUGCAACAAGGUGUUCCUUCAGUUCUAUUUAUAUUGGUUUUAAAUUUACGACUGUCGUGCUUAAUGUCGACCUUUAAAGUAUUCGCGCAACUGGUAGUGGCUAAUGAAAAAUUUAUGCGCAAACCCCUAGACAAUUUGCGGAAUAUAGCAAACUGACUUAUGUAAUAAUUCAUGGUUACUAGCUUCGCCUACCGGCCGAUUUUCACCCAAUGCAAUUAAUUGAUGACUAAGGUGUCCCAUUAAAAAGCCAGCAAAAUAAUCCGUUAAUCUUCAUAUCUAUAACACUACAGUGUUUCUCAAUCUAAUCUAAAAAUGUUUUUCGUGAUUCUAUUGUAUAUAAAUUUAAUCAAUGUUAAUUAAUGUUCGUAAUAAACAGAGAAAGUAUUUAUACGUUUAAACAUUUA
This is a messenger RNA of Bombus terrestris (buff-tailed bumblebee), 1319 nucleotides long. RefSeq names its product calcyphosin-like protein. Gene Ontology annotation, molecular function: calcium ion binding. The transcript is spliced from 6 exons. The coding region runs from base 257 to 901 and encodes 214 amino acids. The record is from RefSeq and is a predicted model, not a curated record. NCBI's taxonomy places the organism in Eukaryota, Metazoa, Arthropoda, Insecta, Hymenoptera, Apidae.